Molecule: messenger RNA, 2042 nt
Organism: Erythranthe guttata (spotted monkey flower)
Lineage: Eukaryota; Viridiplantae; Streptophyta; Magnoliopsida; Lamiales; Phrymaceae
Gene: PGSIP6
Product: plant glycogenin-like starch initiation protein 6
Molecular function (GO): glycosyltransferase activity
Source: RefSeq, a predicted model, not a curated record
UACUAAAAAUUGAAAAAAAAUAAAAAAACAUAAUUCGUUAGCUUUUGAAUUGAAAGAAAAUCCAAAUUCCCCAGAAAAGAUUUUUUAAUCCGAGAUAGAUCUUCUCACACUCUGAAUCAGCAUAAUUACGAUGUCAAAUAUGUGGAGAUUAGGGUUUAUAUCAUCGGUAUUAUUGGGGUUGAUGAUUGCAGUGUGCAGAUUUGACGGAGUUUUGGGAUCGCAGCAGAGUUCAGAAGAAGCCUACGUCACGCUUCUCUACGGUGAUGAAUUCCUGCUCGGCGUCCGAGUACUGGGGAAGUCGAUCCGAGACACCGGUUCUAACAAGGAUAUGGUUGCGCUCGUCUCUGAUGGAGUUUCUCUCUCUGCUCAAAAGCAGCUUCAGGCUGAUGGCUGGAUUGUGAAAACAAUUAGUUUACUGGAAAAUCCCAAUCAAGUGCGUCCAACGAGGUUUUGGGGUGUCUAUACAAAGCUUAAAAUAUUUAAUAUGACGGAGUACAAAAAAGUGGUAUAUCUUGAUGCUGAUACAAUUGUCGUAAAGAGCAUUGAAGAUCUUUUCAAGUGUCGGAAAUUUUGCGCCAAUUUAAAGCAUUCAGAAAGGCUGAAUUCUGGAGUCAUGGUGGUUGAACCAUCAGGGCAAGUGUUCAAGGACAUGAUGACCAAAGUGAACACUAUGUACUCUUACACUGGAGGUGACCAAGGAUUUCUCAACUCAUAUUUCCCCGACUUUGCAAAUGCACGUAUUUUUGACCCGCAUGCAUCUGAGGAGGAAUUAAAGUCUAGACCCAUACCCCAAAUGGAGAGACUUUCUACUUUAUAUAAUGCUGAUGUUGGUCUUUAUAUGCUUGCAAACAAGUGGAUGGUUAAUGAGGACCAACUUCGUGUUAUUCAUUACACACUUGGUCCUCUUAAACCUUGGGAUUGGUGGACACAUUGGCUCGUUAAACCUGUUGAUGUCUGGCAGAAUGCGAGGAUAAACCUUAAAGAGACACUCCCAGGUACUGGAGGGGGUCAAAAUCCGAAUGAUGAGCUGCUAGUCAAAUUUCUUAUUCUGGUUCCACUCGUGUUCUUUAUUUUCUGUUAUUACCGCUCAUACUUACAGACACGGUCACUUUUUGAUCAUAUUAGACACCUCUACUAUAAACUGAGAUCUGGAAGUGUUCUUGGUUAUUCCUCCGUUACAUCAUCUACCAUCAGCUCCAAUCAACAGCUUCCAAAUGCAGCACAAAGCAAGGUGCCUGCAUUUCUCGGUCCAGUCUCAGCGGCAGUUAGUUUUAUAGCUGCUCUAGUUUCACUUGCACUUUCAUUCUCAAUUGUGCCUCGACAAAUCAUGCCGUGGACUGGUUUCUUCCUUGUGUACGAAUGGACAUUCACAAUAUUCUUCCUACUCUUCGGAAGCUAUCUGCAUGUAAUUUAUCAAUGGGGAAAGCAUCUGGCCCAACAGUCAGCAUCUUUUUCCUCGCGUCCCGAAUCUUCAGAUUACGAUUCUGGGAAAGGUCAUUUGCGACAUAUGUCGUCUUGUGAUGUUGCCGGUUGUUACUAUGGGUUAGGGAUGGCAUCUCUUGCCUUGGCCGUUCCUCUAUUACCUUGUCUAUUGGGAAUCACUGCCCUAUUUUUAAGGUUAGGUUUGAUGGUGGCCGGAGGGCUUAUCUUGACAUCGUUUAUGACAUAUGCUUCGGAGCACCUUUCGAUAAGAGCAUUUAUGAGGGGUUACGAAGAUAGGGAUUCACAAAGAACCCGGAGUUUUUGUUAUAUGUGCUAGUUGUAUUUACCAUUUUUUUUUUGUAAGCUAAUUUAAUUUUUCGACAGAGCUAGAGUCCAUCUUUCGUGUAACUUAUUGAUAUAACAAUUUUUUUCUCUUUCUCUGGUUCAACUGUAGUAUAUUAUUUGCCUUAAAAAGUAUAUAUAUUAUAUAUGUGUGUAUAUAUAUAUAUGUAUAUAUAUUUGCUGGGGCAAAAAUGUUAGUAUAGAAGAGAAGACAAUCUAACAUAUUUUUGUACAUGCUUCUUAAAUUUUCUAUUAGUGAGAUGAAAGUUAUCAGGUAA